AUGGACGGAUUACAAAAUGGGGCACUCAGUGAUUACACUUUCCUUGGAUCACUAGGUCAAGGUUCAUUUGCAACUGUUUUCCGUGCUCGCCACAAUCCAACUGGAAAAUUUGUGGCUGUAAAACAAUUUCCAAAAGCAAAGCUUCAAGACCCAGAUGAUAGGGCAGCUUUUAUAAAUGAAAUUAAUAUUCACAAGAUUGCAGAUCAUCCUUUGAUAGCAACUUGUUAUGAAGUCGUCGAGAACUCAGAUUCUUAUUUCUUAUCUAUGGAAAUAGUUGAAAACGACUCUCUUCUUAACUUCAUAAAUAUACACAAUGGUCUAACAGAAAUAGUUGCGAGGAAGAUUUUUUGCCAAAUUGUCAUGGUGUUGGAUUACCUUCACAAUACUCUUAAUGUUAUACAUCGUGACUUAAAAGCAGAAAAUAUAUUGUUAGAUCUAAACGGCAACAUAAGAUUAAUUGAUUUUGGGCUUUCGAAGAAGAUUCAUGCAACGAACGCCAUGAUGAAUACAAUUUGCGGUUCGCCAGCAUAUGCAGCUCCCGAACUUGUUCAGGGUAUUCCUUAUACAAAGUCCGUUGAUAUAUGGUCUAUUGGCGUAAUUUUGUUUGCUAUGGUUGCCGGUUAUCUUCCAUUUGACGAUGACAACAUACACGCUCAAUUGCAUCGCAUUGUUACCCGUGAACCAGAAUACCCAGAUACAUUAUCGCCAAUAUUAGUUGACCUGUUAAAGCGAUUAUUAUGUAAAGAUCCUUCACUUCGCAUUACGAUUAACGAACUCAAAAUUCAUCCAUGGGUUCAUCAAAGCAUUGUCCAUUGUGAGUUCGAUCCUGAUAUUUUUAGCAAUUCUUAUCAUAUGAUUGACCAACAAGUCGUGAACACCCUUAAGGACUUAAAUAUACCAACUACAAACUUAGCUCAAGACCUUAUGAAUGGAUGUUUGACACGAGCUACAGCAUCUUACAAGAUAUUACGUCGUGAAGUCACUACAAAGAAACUCAAUGAUAUUUUUGCGCUACAGCCGAUGCCACGUAAGCACUCCGUGUUAUCCCCACGAAGAUCAGCAGAUACUUUACCAAAACUCGAUUUCACUCCUACAAAACUUUCAGAAAGUAAAAACCACACAAACACACAGAGUACACCUGAGCACUACACGUCAAAGAUUAUCAUUCCAAGGAAAAUAUCGAAUAAACCUAAUCCGAACUCCCCAUUAUUACCUCCUUCCCCUGCAAGGCGAAGGCAAAGAGCGAUGAGCUUUAUGAAGAACUCCGUUAACCCCGUAAUGCCUAAUAUUGGCCAAUCUAUCAGCCCUCUUGUAUAA
Trichomonas vaginalis G3 is the source of this 1317-nucleotide messenger RNA. RefSeq names its product protein serine/threonine kinase protein. Bases 1 to 1317 code for a protein of 438 amino acids. The record is from RefSeq and is a predicted model, not a curated record. Gene Ontology annotation, biological process: protein phosphorylation; intracellular signal transduction. The transcript has a single exon. Gene Ontology annotation, molecular function: protein serine/threonine kinase activity; ATP binding. Lineage: Eukaryota; Parabasalia; Trichomonadida; Trichomonadidae. Gene Ontology annotation, cellular component: cytoplasm.